Colletotrichum spaethianum is the source of this 498-nucleotide messenger RNA. RefSeq lists its product as uncharacterized. The transcript is spliced from 2 exons. The coding region runs from base 1 to 498 and encodes 165 amino acids. NCBI's taxonomy places the organism in Eukaryota, Fungi, Ascomycota, Sordariomycetes, Glomerellales, Glomerellaceae. The record is from RefSeq and is a predicted model, not a curated record.
AUGGCGGCUCAGAAUCCGACCGGCGGCGCCGCCGAGGGCCUGCCGAUGCCCUCGCGCAACCCGCUCCCCCUCUCCGCCUCCCAGGAGGCGCAGAUCAGAGACAUUUACUACGCGCGCGUGCGCAAUGCCUGCGCGCCCGAGAUCAAGGACUGCGCCCUCAACCGGACCUUCACCGUCUCUUUUAUCUGCCGCACGCAGCUGCGCGCCAUGAACGGGUGCAUGAAGGCCCACGCGACGCCCCAGGAGCACGACGCCGCGCGCGAGGAGUGGUUCGCCAAGCGCCUUGAGCGGCAAAAAGAGCGCGAGCGGAAGGCCGUCAAGAAGGCGCAGCAGGAGGACUUCAUCCGCGAGUGGUGGGGCCUGCCCGAGAAGGACGCCGAAACGAGGAGGAAGGAGGAGGAGAAGAUGCGCAUGGCCGAGCGGGUCGGCGGGUACGCCGCCAGGGACCGGAAGAGGUUGGAGGACGAGCAGGCGGCGGCUGCUGCUGCGAAGAGGUGA